This is a messenger RNA of Sesamum indicum (sesame), 845 nucleotides long. RefSeq names its product calmodulin. The record is from RefSeq and is a predicted model, not a curated record. Gene Ontology annotation, molecular function: calcium ion binding. Lineage: Eukaryota; Viridiplantae; Streptophyta; Magnoliopsida; Lamiales; Pedaliaceae. Gene Ontology annotation, cellular component: myosin II complex.
CCUCCGGACACGAAGCAAAGUCGUGGUUCCAUUGUCGAGCCUAAUUUGUAAAAGUCGCGAGAGAGAGACCGUAGCCCGUACAUUGAGCCUAACUUUAUAAACCCCUCGAGAAACGGCGGAGAAAAAUCAAAACCCUUGGGUUGGAAAAACUCUCCUCUAGUUUCUGUGAUUUUUGUGUGAUUCUGUGUUCGAGAAGGUGGAAAGGGGAAAUGGCGGAGCAGUUGACGGAGGAGCAGAUCGCUGAGUUUAAGGAAGCUUUCAGCCUCUUCGACAAGGAUGGCGAUGGUUGCAUCACAACUAAGGAGCUGGGAACGGUGAUGAGGUCACUUGGACAGAAUCCUACUGAAGCUGAACUUCAAGAUAUGAUCAAUGAAGUUGACGCCGAUCAAAAUGGUACCAUUGACUUUCCUGAAUUCUUGAAUUUGAUGGCUCGGAAAAUGAAGGAUGCCGACUCAGAGGAGGAACUUAAGGAAGCUUUCAAGGUCUUCGACAAAGAUCAAAAUGGCUUCAUUUCUGCUGCAGAGCUCCGCCAUGUGAUGACAAACCUUGGGGAGAAGCUGACAGACGAGGAGGUUGAUGAGAUGAUACGUGAAGCCGAUGUGGAUGGUGAUGGGCAAGUGAAUUACGAGGAAUUUGUGAGAAUGAUGCUUGCUAAGUGAUUGUGUGAGAGCUUAUUCUGAAUAUGAAGUUAAUGUAGGUUGAUAGGGGUAAUAGUAUCCUGUCUACAUAGUUACGCGUCUCUGGACUGCCAUUUGGUACUCCGAAGUGUUAUGGAUCUCUAUGAGCUUAGUAUUCGCAAAGUUUGAAAUCAUAAUUCUCUCUCUAUUAUAGCUGCUUGAAGUUGA